This is a messenger RNA of Bradysia coprophila, 977 nucleotides long. RefSeq names its product haptoglobin-like. Lineage: Eukaryota; Metazoa; Arthropoda; Insecta; Diptera; Sciaridae. Gene Ontology annotation, molecular function: serine-type endopeptidase activity. The record is from RefSeq and is a predicted model, not a curated record. Gene Ontology annotation, biological process: proteolysis.
GACUAAUCCAAUAUUAUCAAUGGCUGAAAGAUACCGAGUGUUUUUAUAAGGUGUAUUCAGUCGAACAGCAUUAAGUAACUCACACAGUCUCUCGAUAAGCUUUCUGUGAAUUAUUUUAAAUUUGAGACUCAUCAAAAUGAUGAAAAAUAUUUUCUUCGGAUUUAUCUGCGCUUUCUUAGUGGGAGUUGUAUGCUCUCAAAAUCCGAUUACCAGAGUGGUGAAUGGCAGCCCAAUCGAAUACAAAAAUUAUUAUGCUUACGUUGAAGCGCAAGGCUCGAACGUGACUUCAGGCUCUGGAACGUUUAUUACACGACGACAUGUUUUAACAUCCGCUUCUAUGAUUCGAGGCUACGCACGCUGGGUGAUUGGAUAUGGAAGUGUGAAUUUCACUCAGCUCACAAGGUUGACAAGCUUUGUUGCCCUAAUACACAAUAACGUUCAGACUCAGUUUUGGCCGAACCGCAACGAUAUCGGAAUCAUUCUUUUACCUAACGAUGUCACUUCCGCACUUGUAGAGCCAGUCACUCUACCAAUCACUGUAGUCCCAUUACCUCGUGAUAAUGAAGAAGGCUUAGUGGUUGGAUUCAGCAACACCAGUCAGACCGGUGAACCAACUGAAAAUUCGGUCUUGCAGGGAGUUUAUCUGCAAACAAUUGCUAUGAACCGAUGCAGCUCCACCCACAUCGUAAAUCCAUUGCAAAAUACAUUCUGUGCUUUCGAUCAAUGGUUCAAUUCGAACAGCUGCAGCGGAAAUGUAGGUAGUGGUUUUGUGGUUCGCACUCGUGGUGAAGAGUUGUUGGUUGGCAUAUUGAAUACAUUCAAUCCGUUGUGUCGCAGCUCUGACGUAACAACCUACAUUAACAUACAAUUUUUCUUGCCAUGGAUUCGUGCUGUUAUUGGAGAUGAUCUGUAAAUUUAUUUGACUCAAUGCAUUUAUAAACAACUUGAAAGACCAAUAACGUUGCUUGAUUGUAAUU